AUGAAUCCCAAUCUCCUUUGGAAGAUAGGCAGCGGCUUUGUCGCUACUGGCGUGAUCACUGGCGCGUUUGGGGCCCAUGCUCUCUCCACCCGGCUUUCACCUGAGAGCUUGAAUUCUUUUCGAACGGCGUCAAGUUAUUCAAUAUUCAACGGGCUUGCGCUGCUUAUUAUAUCAACGCAUCCACGGUUUUCUGUUCACCGUUUUGCGGGGCCGGCAAUUGUUGCAGGGGCAACCGCGUUCUCUGGCAGCAUUUUUGCGCUGGUCUUGAAUCGGGAUCUGAAGUUUCUUGGUCCUGUUACGCCGCUCGGAGGGUUGCUGAUGAUUUCAGGGUCAGUCGCUGACGAUGCGAAACGUCCUACUUUCCUCACUCUUCACAGCUACGUUUCGAUGAUCUUCUGA
Mycena indigotica is the source of this 399-nucleotide messenger RNA. RefSeq names its product DUF423-domain-containing protein. Bases 1 to 399 code for a protein of 132 amino acids. The transcript has 2 exons. Lineage: Eukaryota; Fungi; Basidiomycota; Agaricomycetes; Agaricales; Mycenaceae. The record is from RefSeq and is a predicted model, not a curated record.